UCAGGUCCUGAUGCCCAAGGAGCAAAGGGAUUAUGUGAAGGAGGAAAAAGUUACAAGAUGUGGUGUCAGUUUUCAUGGGGGCACGCCUGACCGAGACUGAGAUUUCUGAAGAGAAACUAAAAGUAGUUCCAGAAGACACAAGGCAGAGCUUCCCCACCGCCAGCUGUUUUCAGAGAGCAGAACAAAUGACCCAGGCCCAGGAAUCCCUGACAUUUGAUGAUGUGGCUGUGGACUUCACCUGGGAAGAGUGGCAGCUCCUGGCCCCGGCUCAGAAGGACCUGUACCGGGACGUGAUGUUGGAGAACUAUAGAAACCUGGUGUCAGUGGGUUUUCACACCAGCAAGCAAGAUGUGCUCUCCAAGUUGGAUCAAGGAGAACCAACAUGGACAGUGGAAGAUGACAUCCCCUGUCAAAUCCAUUCAGAAACCUGGGAACUUGAUGACUAUUUGCCAGAGCACUUACAAAAUGAAAUCCUGGAGAAUAGCCUAGAACGAUGGCACAAACAUAAAAUAUUUGAAAAUAACGUUCAUCAGAGCACAGCUCAUUUCGUGUUAAGGCAAAAUCAUGAUAUGUGUGAUUUACAUGGAAAAACUGUGAAACCAAACUUAACUUUACUUCACCAGAGCAGAAGCUAUGAAAUAAAGAACCCUGCAGAUCUUACUGGAUAUGGAAAAUCCUUUCUACAUGUUAAUAACGAACAGUUUCAUCCCAAAAUUAAAUUCCGAAAGCAGAAAACACAAAAAACAGACAAGCCUCAUGUAUGCAGUGAAUGUGGGAAAGCCUUCAUCAAGAAGUCCGGGCUCACUGAUCACCAGAUCAUUCAUACAGGAGAGAAACCCCACAGGUGUAGCCUGUGUGGGAAAGCAUUCUCCAGAAAGUUCAUGCUCACCGAACACCAGAGAACACAUACAGGAGAAAAACCCUAUGAAUGCACUGAAUGUGGCAAAGCCUUCCUGAAGAAAGCAAGGCUCAAUAUACAUCAGAAAACACAUACAGGAGAGAAACCAUAUAUAUGCAGUGAAUGUGGAAAAGGCUUCAUCCAGAAGGGAAAUCUUAUUGUACAUCAGCGAAUCCAUACUGGAGAGAAACCUUAUAUAUGCAAUGAGUGUGGGAGCUUCAUCCAGAAUACAUGCCCGAUGGCACAUCAAAGAUUUCACACAGGAAAGACUCCCUUUGUGUGCAGUGAAUGUGGAAAAUCCUGUUCCCAGAAGUCAGGUCUCAUUAAACAUCAAACAAUUCACACAGGAGAGAAACUCUUUGAAUGCAGUGAAUGUGGGAAAGCCUUUACCACAAAGCAAAAGCUCAUUGUCCUUCAGAGAACUUACACAAGUGAAAGACCCUAUAUCUGCCAUGAGUGUGGGAAAGCUUUUGCCUACAUGUCUUGCCUUGUUAAACACAAGAGAACACACACAAGAGAGAAAUGUGGAAAUUCAGUCAAAAUGGAAAAUCCUCCCUCAGAGAAUCACAGCUUAUCACAGACUAGCAGUGCCAUGCAGGAGAAAGACCUUGUCAAUACAGUGAAUAUGCAAGUGCCUUCUGCGGCUUGUCAGACGCCACUAAACAUCAGUGGGCUCUUAGCAAAUAGGAAUGUGGUCAUAUUGGGACAGGCUGCAGCCAGAUGUGCACCCUCAGGAGACAACAGAGGAUUUACACAGGACAGAAACCUUAUGAAUGCAGUGAAUGUGCUUAUGCCUUCAGCGGUCAAUUACGUCUUAUUUUAUGUCACAGAAAACCAGUAG
Messenger RNA from Zalophus californianus (California sea lion), 1739 nucleotides. RefSeq names its product zinc finger protein 350-like. Gene Ontology annotation, biological process: negative regulation of transcription by RNA polymerase II. The record is from RefSeq and is a predicted model, not a curated record. Gene Ontology annotation, molecular function: DNA-binding transcription repressor activity, RNA polymerase II-specific. Lineage: Eukaryota; Metazoa; Chordata; Mammalia; Carnivora; Otariidae.